Anopheles cruzii is the source of this 9511-nucleotide messenger RNA. It is a transcript of the gene ctrip, whose product is annotated as E3 ubiquitin-protein ligase TRIP12. Gene Ontology annotation, molecular function: ubiquitin protein ligase activity; zinc ion binding. Gene Ontology annotation, biological process: regulation of double-strand break repair; proteasome-mediated ubiquitin-dependent protein catabolic process; protein polyubiquitination. The record is from RefSeq and is a predicted model, not a curated record. NCBI's taxonomy places the organism in Eukaryota, Metazoa, Arthropoda, Insecta, Diptera, Culicidae. Gene Ontology annotation, cellular component: nuclear speck.
AUGGCCGAAUCCGUUGGUAAGCAAGUGCUCUCUGCAGUGACGGAGGGGCAUCACCAUUUUCAUCAGCAACCGCAGCACCAGCAGCAGCCAAACAGCAACAAAUCACAAUCGCAGCAGCACCGGAAAGACGCGACCGUCGGUAGCGGUGUGGUGAGUGACAGUCGCCGCUCCAAGCCGGCCAAAGCGAAGGGAGGCGCAGCGAACAGUGGCAGUGGCAGUGGUGGCGUCCAGUCGGCAACCUCCAGUCGGCACCAGCAGCAGCAGGAAGCGUCGACGUCGAAAGCGUCGGCCAAGCGAAAGCACAGCCUACCGAACGUAGUCGGCUCUGCCGACUUGCUACAUCCCGCCGCGAAGCGACAAUCGCUAAACGCGUCAAAGGGUGGCAACGGCCGAGCAACGUCCCCAUCAUCGGCCGGCUCCGUUCCCGUAGCUUUCCGCACACGCUCCCGUACUACGUCCAAAGAAACAGUCUUCUCCGGCACCGGCACCGAGCCCGGGUUUGAUCUCAGAAAGCAGCAGCAGCAGCAGGAAGUCGCAACCGGCGGUCGCAAAAAACCGACCGCAAGUUCCACCGGCCGUCCGUCGAGUUCCGCGUCCGUGCAGGGAAGAGGCUCGAAGGCGGUACCCGGAUUAAAUCCCCAUGAGGGUGACCGAGCUACGGGCGAUUCUUCAACAUUCACUGAAACCAUCGGCGUAGUACCGGCCACUUCCAAUACCGUAGCCAGCUCCCCCCUAGAAACCCAUUCGACGCGAUCCGUGGAGAGUAAAGGUAAACGAGGCUCACACUCAGCUGUCCCGGGGCCUAGCCCGCCUGCUGCCAUCGCUUCGACCUCGCGUACCAUAAGCAAGCGCACGCGUCACAAGACCGCUUCUUUGGCGAAGCUCUCGAAAUCGCUUGCCUCACGGAAGGUCGAGCUACUGGGGGAGAAAAGCGGCAGCAGCAGGUCAGCGGCACCAGCCAAAGCAGCUAUCGACUGUGUCAAACAGCAGGAGCAGGAGCAUCAGCCUCAUCGCCGGUCCAAAGCCAGAGGCCGGCCACAGGUAGCGUCGUCCGUGGCGUUGGACGAAAGUGCGGGUAGCAUUGUCCGCAACUUGCGUUCCCACCAUCAUCAGCAACAGCAACAGCAUCUAACGUUAACAGCGUCCGUCAGCGAGUCAGGGCACGUCACUGGGGCGCAGGUUUCAGCUUCCGGUGUCUUGCACCCACGGGAAGACGGUUGCGCCGUUUCGGAGCCGUUCCUCAGUGCUGCUGCCAGCAGCAGCUCGUCAACCGGUGGUGCACAAGUGCCCAAAAAGCGCCAGAAAGUGGGGGGGGACCAUCAGCACCAGCACCACCAAGAAGUCGCGGGCACUCAUAAGGCCCCGAACCUGGGUGCGCGUUUAGCAGGACGUAGUAGCGGUGGUAGGGAGCAGCAGCCUCAGCAGCAGCAGCAGCAGCAGCUACAUCACCAUAGCGGCGGCGGUCAUCAUCAUCCGGCGCCGCCACAGCAGCAGCAGCACCAUCUCCCGCCCACGGUUCCGCACUACGCACAUCAGCAGCAGGUGCCACAGCAGCAGCUCCACUACGCCCUACAUUCCCAGCCGCAUCCUCCGCACUACAACCAGCAGCAGCAGCAACACUACCACCAGCAGCCACACCACCAACACCUUCAGCACUAUCCGCAACAGGCGCAGCAGUACAAGUUCCCGCGGCAACUUCUGCACCAUCCGCAGCCUCCGGUACAGCAACCGCUUCCGGUGAUCGGUGGCCCCAACAGCACCGGCGAAGGCGUCCCCUUUCCGCCGUACGACGCGGCACAGCAGCAGCAGCAGCAGCAGGGCCGCAGUGGGUUGCUGAGGCGCAGUUCUCGUGGCAAAAGUUCCCACUCAUCCGCAACCACGGGGUCUUGCGUUAGCUCGAAUCCGACCAACAAUCCCUACCACCAGCAGCAGCCGCAAGCAGCAGCAGCUUCGCAACAGUCGUCCUCUUCCCGGUCCUCUGCUAGCGGCGGCGGCGCCGGCGCCGGCGGCCACCAUCAUCAUCACUAUCAGCAGCAGCAGCACCAUCAGCAUCAUCCGCACCGUGGUGUGGCGGGUGGUGGCGCGGGUGUUCUGCUCAACGCGGCCGCAGGGGGAGGCGUGAUAGCAGCGGCCUCAUCAUCGAAGGGAGCGAAGGUCACUUCUUCGAUUCUACUCGCAACCAGCUUCGAUAGCACCGCGUCGUCGGGUGGCACCGGCGGCGGGUUGGUUGGCGGACCGUCCACCUCGAAUGCCAUGGCCAACGAUGGCUCUCGCAACAACAACAAUAUCAACAACAACAACGAUGGAGGACAGCAUCAUCAUCCGCAGCAGCAGCAGCAGCAGCACGGUGGAUCCGGAUCAUCGGGAAGUUCCAUUCCAUUCAUAAAACUCCACAAAGCCACACUGGGGGGAGGCACAUCGUCGUCGUCCUCUUCGGCGGCCGCUGCCGCCGGAGCAUCUUCAUCGUCCGCCGGUAUCGUGGAUGUUAACAUGUUGAAUGCCACGGCCGGAGGAGUGGCGGCCGCCGCCGCCGCAUCGACAUCGUCCGGCUCGGCAGCGAGCGGGGUUCCACCGCCGGCACAUCCCGAUUCCGAGAGUGACGAUAGUGAGGUGGGUCGGUUACAGGCGCUCCUCGAAGCACGUGGUUUGCCGCCCCAUCUGUUCGGGGCGCUGGGGCCACGGAUGCAUCACUUGCUGCACCGGACGAUGGGGGCCAACAGUAGCUCGUCGAAGGCGCAGCAGCUGCUGCAGGGGUUGCAGUGCGCGGACGAAAGCCAGCAGCUGCAGGCCGCCAUCGAGAUGUGCCAGAUGCUGGUGAUGGGCAACGAGGACACGCUGGCGGGUUUCCCCAUCAAGCAGGUCGUUCCGGCGCUCAUCACGCUGCUGCGGAUGGAGCACAACUUUGACAUCAUGAACAAUGCGUGCCGCGCGCUCGCGUACAUGCUAGAGGCCCUGCCCCGCUCGUCGGGCACGGUCGUCGAUGCGAUCCCGGCGUUUCUCGAGAAGCUCCAGGUGAUCCAGUGCAUGGACGUUGCGGAGCAGAGUCUGACGGCGCUCGAGAUCCUGUCGCGGCGCCACAACAAGAGCAUCCUGCAGGCGAACGGCGUGGCGUCGUGUCUCACGUUUCUUGACUUCUUCUCGAUCAACGCUCAGCGGGCGGCGUUGGCCAUUACGGCCAACUGCUGUCUGAAUCUGCACGCCGAAGAGUUUCACUUCGUGAAGGGUUCGCUGCCGCUGCUGGCCCGCCUGUUGGCGCAGCACGACAAGAAGAGCGUCGAGAGCAUCUGCACGGCGUUCUAUCGGUUGGUCGAUAGCUUCCAGCACGAUCAGACGACGCUGCAGGAGAUCGCCAGCAUGGAGCUGCUGAAGAACUGCCAGCAGUUGCUGGUGGUCACGCCGUCGGUGCUGAACAGUGGCACGUUCACGAACGUGGUGCGCAUGCUGAGCGUAAUGUGUGCCAACUGUCCCGAUCUGGCCAUCACGCUGCUGAAGAGUGACAUCGCGGCGACGCUGCUGUACCUGCUGACGGGCACGGCGGAACCGUCGGCGGCGGUCGGCGAUGUCGAGCUGGUGUCCCGCAGCCCCUCGGAGCUGUACGAGAUCACGUGUCUGAUUGGCGAGCUGAUGCCGCGCCUGCCGACGGACGGUAUCUUCGGGGUGGACACGCUCCUGGAGCGAACGCAGGCCGCCGUGCAGGACGCGGUGCAGUGGCAGUGGCGUGACGAUCGUGGCGUUUGGCGCCCGUACUCGUCGAUCGAUUCGCGCAUGAUCGAAGCGGCUCACCUCAACUCGGACGACGAGAUCAGCCUGAGUACGCUGGGGCGCACGUACACGAUCGACUUUCACACGAUGCAGCAGAUCAACGAGGACACCGGCACGACGCGCUCGGUGCAGCGUAAGAUCAACCACCAGCUGCUGGCUCAGCAGGGAGCGGCCGCUGCGGCUGCGGCGGCCGCGGCAGCAGCCACGGCCGUCAUUAUAAUUCCCACCGGCGGAGGAGCGGCAACGUCGUCACCGGAAGGUUCUUCCGCCGACAACCCGGUGGCCACGACGGUGGUGGCAACGACGGGCUGCGUUAAUCUGGCCACACGGCCACCGAAUGCACAGCGGGACGCACGGAUCGCGUGCCUGAAGGAGGAACGCGGGUUGGCGGCCGAAUUCAUCCGCAGCCUGUUCUCGGUGCUGUACGAAGUGUACAGCUCGUCGGCGGGGCCCUCGGUCCGCUACAAGUGUCUGCGGGCGCUGCUCCGGAUGGUGUACUUCGCCAACGGGGACCUGCUGCGGGAUGUGCUCAAGAAUCAGCUCGUUUCGUCGCACAUCGCCGGCAUGAUGGCUUCGAAUGAUCUGCGGAUCGUCGUCGGAGCGCUGCAGAUGGCGGAGAUUCUGAUGCAAAAGCUGCCCGAAGUGUUCGGGAUGCACUUCCGGCGGGAGGGUGUGAUGCACCAGAUCAACCAGCUGACCGAUCCGUCGAUUCCGAUCUGUGCGGCGCCGUCCCCGAAGCCGUCGGCCGGUUCGCAGAGUGCCCCGGCGUCGGCUACGCUGAAUCCGGGCCUGCCCGGGACGAUGACGUUCGACUUUGACAGCAGCGCCAUUGCGUCCAGCUCGAAGGCCGGCCCGGGGAUGGUGGCCAUCGGUGGCAGUGGCGGUGGUUCGCACGUCAAGAACCUGUCCUCGGCGAUGAUGAUGGCCGCCAGCAGCAAGAUGGGCCACCAGCACCAUCAACACCAUCAUCAUUCGUCGACGAGCACACUUCUGCAUUCGGCCGUACCGACGACGACGAUGGUGCAUUCGGCCGCGGGCACCAGCAGUAGUGCGCCGGCCAGCGGCGGCAGCUAUAUGGCGGCCAUCAAUCUGAACAAGUCCACUUCGACGACGAUGCAGCAUCAUCACCAUCACGUGGCGCAACCGCCGCAUCAUGUCGGUGCCCCGCAGCUGGUUCCGGCCAAUUUGCGCCUCGAGGUUCCGGCCGGCCCGCCCGGUGUGCCAGUGGCCGGCACCUCCAUCGUAACGGCCACCGUAACGACGACGAGCAAUGGCAACAUUCUGCUGAACGCCAUCUACAACAACACGGCCACGAUGAAUCCGGUGCAGCAGCAACACGGUGGCCAUCACCAGCACUAUCAUCAGCAGCCGCCGGUGGCCCCGCAGCACCAGCACGUGCACCUACCGCAGCUUCCACCGCCACCACAUAUCUACCAGCCGCCGCACCAUUUUUCCGAUGCCUUCGGCAACUACGGUUCGUCCGUGGUGCCGGCGGACCAGGCCAACGUGGCGCUGCUGACCUCCGCGUCGGCACCGGCGUCCGCAUCGGGUGGAGUGCCGAGUGGAAGCAACGCGGUGGCCGCCACCGCUGCCCCUCCGUCAACACCUCACGGAGGUCAGCUUAAAAUGUCCGACAUUCUCAAGCGAAAGGUCCCGCCCAAGCGGAAGUCCCAGGGCAGUUCCAAGUCUAAAUCGCGCCACGAUGACGGCCACGGUGCGGUGGCAGCCGGUGGUGGUAGCAGUUCCACCUCGGCCACCGGCGCCGGUGCCAUGGGUGCCGCCGGGUCAUCGUCGUCGGUGAUGCAGGAGCUGAUCAAUAAAGCGACCACGAUCGGUAGUGGCGGCGGUGGCGCCGCCGGCGGAGGGUCUUCGUCAUCCGGACGGCACACCCCGUCGUCGUCGUCGUCGGGUGCCGGCGGUGGCUCUUCGUCGCGGUCCCGCUUUACGGGUGCAUCGUCCAAAACGACGUCCUUUUUGGCGUCGCUCAAUCCGGCCCGCUGGGGCCGUCAGUCGUCGUCGUCCUCUUCGGCGGCCUCCACGUCGCACGCUGCGUCCGCCUCUUCUUCGUCGGCGGCGGCUUACGGCGGUGCGAAGGAUGGCGCCACGGCAGGGACGGCGCUCAACAAAAGCCACUCGAACUCGAACCUCAUCGCGGCCGGCAAUCGCGAGAAGGCUCGCCAGUGGAUCCGUGACCAGGCGCUGCUGUUUGUGGGUCGCUAUUCGGGUGACGAGUCGGCCGCGGGACAGAACGGCGGUGGUUGCCUGGGAGCCGAUGGCGGACCGACGGGUGGGCCGCUGCAACAGCAUCCGGCGUGUACGAUUCUGACCCGGCUAACGGCCGCCAUCCGGAAGCUGGACGGCCGGUCGGACGAGUGUCUCGGGGCGCUGCAGGAGCUGCGUGACAUUCUGAUGGAGAGCGACAUCUCGCCGUUCGAGGUGAACCACUCGGGGCUGAUCCGGGCCAUGCUGACGUACAUGGCGAACGACGACAAUCUGCUCGUGGCCCGCCCGAACCGGUUGCGCAUGUUCCUGCACGUGUUUGCCGGUCUGCCGGUGGAGGGCAACUAUUCGCACCUGGGCGGAGGGCCGACGGCUGCGCCGCCGUCCAUGAACGGGGCCGCCUUCAGUGCGCUGGUGGCCAAGCUGAACGGAUGCGUCACGCAGCUCGAGCAGUUCCCGGUGAAGGUGCACGACUUCCCGGCCGGUGUCGGUGGGCGAUCGAACACAAGUGCCCUUAAAUUCUUCAACACCCACCAGCUGAAGUGCAACCUUCAACGCCAUCCGGAAUGUACAAAUUUGCGCCAGUGGAAGGGCGGCACGGUGAAGAUCGAUCCGCUCGCGCUGGUGCAGGCCAUCGAACGGUAUCUGGUGGUGCGCGGCUACGGCGGCAUCCGGGUCGACAGCGAGGAGGACUCGGAGGAAGACAUCGACAACAUUGACGCGGCCGCCAUGAUCUCGAUGGGCGGCUGCAAGCACAAGCUACAGUUUCUGAUCGGCGAGCACAUCCUGCCGUACAACAUGACCGUCUACCAGGCCAUCCGCCAGUACUCGCCGCUGGUGAAUGAUCAGUCGGAAACGGACACCGACACGGAAACACCGAUCGGAAGUGCCAGUAUCUGGGUUCAGCAGCACACGAUCUACUACCGCCCGGUGGAGGAGGAAUCCGGGUCGGGCUCGUCCAGCAAGGGGGCGUCGGGUUCGUCGCGCAAGAAUAGCAAAAACUCGUCGCAAUCGAAAAUCAUGCGCCGCAAGCCCGAGUUCUGGAUCGACGGUCAAGUGCCGGCGAUCGUCUCGCCGCUCGUCAUGUUCCUUACGCCGCGGCUGCCCGAGGUCGUCACGGUGCAGGACGCAUCGCUCGAUGCCCUGUGUAUGCUGCGCAUCAUCAAUGCGCUCAAUCGGCACUGGGCCACUCUGUACUUCUCCGUUCCCCAGGUUCCCAUUGUCCCGCAGGCGGAGUUUAUUCACUCAAAGAUCGCGGCCAAGGCAAGCCGCCAGCUGCAGGAUCCGUUGGUGAUCAUGACGGGCAAUCUGCCACAGUGGUUGCAGCAGGUGGCGGUGGCCUGCCCGUUCCUGUUUCCGUUCGAAACGCGCCAUCUACUGUUCUACGCCGUGUCGUUCGAUCGCGACCGGGCGCUCCAGCGUCUGCUCGACACGACCCCUGAUCUCAACUCGGCCGACACGAACGAACGUGUGACACCGCGCCUCGAUCGCCGGAAGCGGGCCAUCUCACGGGACGACAUUCUCAAGCAGGCCGAAUCCAUCAUUCAGGACUUUGGCCACUCGAAGGCACUGCUUGAGAUUCAGUACGAAAACGAGGUCGGCACGGGAUUGGGGCCGACGCUCGAGUUCUACGCGCUCGUUUCGACGGAACUGCAACGCUGUGAUUUAGGUUUAUGGAACGAUAGUGAUAGCUACAAGAACAACAACAACCAGCAGUCGACCUCGAUCGCGGACAACAUUGUCAAAACGUCGAUGGGUGGCGGAGCGCUCGAGGAUGUCGACACGGCGACGGUGGCCCCGCACCGCACCGGCACGACGACGGACUCGGAAGCGGCUGGUGGCGGCGGCGGUGUUAGCGAUCUCAGCGGAGGCACCUUCUUGAUCAGCAACGACAAUUCGCUCAACAUGCUGAUCGAACAGUCGGAUGCGAUGCUGCACCUGAACCACCCGCAGCAGGCCGAACUGGAGAACAACUCGACGCCUCCGCCCAUGACCGCACCUCCGCCGGCUUCGUACGCCGAUGUGGAAGGUGGUCUAAUGACGCCCCUCUCGGGUGGAGCGAACCCGGAACCCGGGGCCGGAAGUCCGGCUACGGCCGGCGGUGGCGGCGGCGGAACCGUUGUGUACGUCAAUGCACCGCGCGGUCUGUUCCCGAUUCCGCUCAGCAAGACGGCCAAAACGUCGCAGCUGUCGCGGUUGAAGCACAAGUUUAAGUUUUUGGGCAAAUUUAUGGCCAAGGCCGUCAUGGACAGUCGUAUGCUUGACCUUCCCUUCUCGAUACCGUUCUAUCGCUGGAUGCUGAGCGAGGAGAGCUCGCUCGGGCUGGCCGAUUUGGGCCAGAUUGCGCCGGAAGUGCAGGGCACGCUGCUGCGGUUGUACGAGAUGGUGAAGAAACGGGACCAGAUCCAGGCGGACCCAUCCUUGGAUGCAAUGGAAAAGACUGAAAAGAUCGAAGCAUUGGACUUGGACGGCUGUCCGAUAUCCGACCUGGGGCUGGACUUUGUCCUGCCCGGGCACCCGAACAUCGAGCUGCGCCGCGGUGGGCGCGAUAUGGCGGUUACGAUCAGUAACCUGCAUCAGUACAUUACGCUCGUGACGCACUGGUUUCUGGCCGAAGGAGUUUCCCGGCAGUUUGAAGCCCUCCGCGAAGGUUUCGAUUCCGUGUUCCCGAUGAACCGGCUGCAGAUGUUCUACCCGGAGGAGCUGGAGAAUGUGUUCUGCGGGUCGGGCAUCGGUGGACUGUUGCCGCACCAGCAGCGCUGGGACGCCCGGAUGCUGGCCGAGUGUUGCCGUACCGAUCACGGUUUCUCGCAGGACUCGCCGGCCAUUCAGUACUUUUUCGAAAUUCUCGCCACGUACACUCGGGACGAGCAGCGCCUGUUCCUGCAGUUCGUUACGGGGAGCCCCCGGUUGCCGACCGGUGGCUUCAAGUCACUGACGCCGCCGCUGACGAUCGUGCGCAAAAAGAUGGACGGCAACCAGAACCCGGACGAGUAUCUGCCGUCGGUGAUGACGUGCGUCAACUAUCUGAAGCUGCCGGAUUACUCGAACCGCGACGUGAUGCGCCAGAAGCUGAAGACGGCCGCCAGCGAGGGCAGCAUGAGCUUCCAUCUGUCCUAAACGAUAUCUCUAAAUUUACUUUUCAACUCGUGUCUCGUGUCUCGUGUUAGCCUGUCGAUAUAUUACCGUAGAUGAUCGUGAAACUGAUCCGGGGUGCUGCAAAGGGCGCGCGGCCACCAAAAGAACACCCUAAUACUAACACAACCACACACACUAGUAGCGCUAGUAGGUGUUGCCACUGUAAAUAUUCCCUGGUUUUUUGUCUUCAACCCUCUUCUCUCGAUGCAUAAGCAGCGCACCAACACACACACGGAACGAACGGAAACAAUCACGCACCAAAAUCAGGAGUGUAUCGAAGGUGGCGUUGCUUUGCGAAUAAAAAGCGCGAAACGCGAAUCAGCGAUCGUAGUAAGCCGGAUGGGGCGCCGGAAGAAAGGAGGUUAACCAGAGUGUUCCUAUUUGGGAAUCA